This is a messenger RNA of Anolis carolinensis (green anole), 680 nucleotides long. Its product is annotated as progonadoliberin-2. NCBI's taxonomy places the organism in Eukaryota, Metazoa, Chordata, Lepidosauria, Squamata, Anolidae. Gene Ontology annotation, biological process: multicellular organism development. The record is from RefSeq and is a predicted model, not a curated record. The coding region runs from base 172 to 435 and encodes 87 amino acids. Gene Ontology annotation, cellular component: extracellular region. The transcript is spliced from 4 exons. Gene Ontology annotation, molecular function: gonadotropin-releasing hormone receptor binding; gonadotropin hormone-releasing hormone activity.
AGAUCAGAAAACGUCAGCAUGCAUCCUCAGCCAAUUGGGCAACCAGUUGCUUGCACCGAAGCAUCCAAGGAGUAGCAUAAAUAGCCCGAGCAACCGGCUUGAGCAUCAGCGUGGAAGUCCGGACGGAAGAAGAAGAGCAAAGAAACUCCAUCGAGGCGUCUCGACAACACCAUGGCAUCCCAGAGAAGGACCUUCUUGCUUUUUGUCUGCCUUCUGCUCACUGUCGGUCUGCAUCUGUCCAGAGCCCAGCAUUGGUCCCACGGCUGGUACCCAGGAGGGAAGAGAGAGGCUGAGGCUCCACCACUGAGCCCAGAGGGCUCUGAAGAUAUCAAACUGUGUCACGGGGAGGACUGCACAUAUCUGAAGAUCCCAAGAGACAAAAUCGUGAAGACUCUCCUGGCUGACAUGCUAGCAAGACUUCAGAAGAAAAAAUGACUCUCUUUUGUGCAUUUUGGUAAAUGUUAUUAUGUGUCUAAAGACAUGUGGCACCCACCUCUCGCCACCUUAAUGUGCUCUUUUUUGUAGACGUUGUAUAUGUGCAAGCACAUUUUUAUAAACCCUGUAGUAGCUUCUAUCCCUUUUUUUCUCAGCAUGUAAACCUUCACUAUAUUAGCAGCAGAAUAGUAUUUCCGUUGAAUGUAUGCGAUUGUUGAAUAAAAUAUUUUAUUUUGCUACAUAGA